CUUUUUAUAUAGAACAAACAAAAAAUGAACAGCAAAAACAGGUAGCAAAAUAUUUAAGUAAUUCUUAGCGAACAAACAAAUAAGUAGGCUACUGAUGCAAGCUUUUAAAAGGCUAAAAAAAUAUUAGAAUAAUCAGGUCAAAUACCUCUCUAUCUUUCAAACAGCUCGUUUAAGUUUGACUAAUUAGAGCAAGAUACUGAUUGUGUUGAGAAUUACCAAAAUUAGAGAAACUUAGAAAACUAAAAGUAAAAUAAAAUUUCUCACACUUCAAAAACAGAGAAAUUCAACUAAAUUUUUGAAGACAUUCAUUAAUAAUAAUCUCAAAAUAAAGAAUUGAAAUUAGAUAUACAAGUAGAAUAGCGUUAAAAAAGAUAAUAACAAGCUAGUUAUUAGUCAUCAUAAUCGCCUUCUCAAACAGAAAACUAAAAUGAUCAUGUUUUAUGCAAAAACAGGUAGUUCUUUACUUAGUCUAAGCAGGAAUAUAAAAUUGGAAAUUAAAUUGACAUUCAAGAUUAGAUUGGAGUUGUUUCAAACAAACAAGAAAGAGUUAACAGCACAAAAAAGUCUUAUGACAACCUAUUUGGUAUUUUAAAUCCGCCUGCAUAAUAUAAAACUGAAGAAAAUGUGAUUUCUCUUAGAUAGCAUCAAAAAAACAUAGAAAAGCUUCAUAGUCUCAAUUCAAUAAACAUUCAAGAAAAGAACAUUACAAAUAAAACAGAAAAUAGGUAGUAAACAUUUGCUUCUUCUGAAAAUGAAAAUGAAAACGAAAAUGAUUCAAAUGAAAAAGAAGAUGAUUUUAAUUAAGAUUUUUAUAUGAAACAUAUUAUUCAAAUAAAUUCUAAUGAAGAAUAAAGCACAUAUCUUCAUAAUAAUAUCUGCGAUAUUACAACGAUCACCAACUCAGUCUAAGUUAAUAACGAAGAAUUUAAAAUUUCAAAUAACACUUCUCACUAAAAAAUGAGAGCUCCUAUUGAAUCUUCAGAUAACAGUUUCGAAAUCGAUAUGAAUAAAAAGUAAAAAAUAUAGCUCAAAAAUGUCCUCUCCAAACAAAUAGAAAAGGAAAAAAAUUUAGAUCUUUUAUAAAAAAACAAAAACAUUGACCCUAAAUCUAAUCUAUCAAAAAUUAUUCAAGACAAAGAGCAAGAAUUAAUUGAUUUGAGAGAACGCAAGAGAAUGAUAGAAGAAUAAAACAGUAAAAAUUAAUCUUAUAUUAGUUAUGAAGAGCACUCUAAAUAAAUAAAAGAGCUAUAAUAAGAAGUAGUUGAAAAGGAAAAUAUUAUAAAAGAGCUAUAAGAACAAAUAAAGAAUUUUCAAUUAAAAAACAACUCUAACGAAAGUAAGGAAAAAGGUAAUAGUGAAAAUCUGCUUUAAGAAUUAAAGGAAAGAGAUCAAAUAAUAUUCAAUCUUUAAAAAGAGCUGAAAGAAAAAUUGUGUGAUUAAGAAAGUUAUAAAGAUAAAAUAAAAUUUUAUCAUGAAUAAUAAGUUAAACAGCAAACAAAUGACAUAUUAAUUUGCUAACUAAACUCAACUAUAAAGUAGUAGCAAUAUUAAAUAGACAAAUUUGACAUUAUUCAGAAAUAAAAAGAUGACACUAUCGUUUAGCUUGAGAGCUAGUUUGCUUAAAUUAAGUAACAAUUUAGAGUAACUUAAGAGGAUCUUUCAAAAUUCAGAAAUGAAAAUUAAGAUCUUAAAUUAAAAUUAAAAGACUUAGAAAGAGAAAAUGAGCUUUCAUUAAAAUAGUUAAGUGAACUUAGAGCUAAUUGUGACCAACUUUCAACUGAAAAUAAUAAAGUCAAAGAGUAAUAUAUAAAAAAAAUGUAAUAAAUGAGUAGUUCCUAAGAAUAAAAGUUUUUUAAUGAACUUGAGCACAAAAUAGGAUAGGCAUUUACUUAUUAAUUUACAGAUAAAAACUAUACUCUUGGAAAUGAGCAAACUUAAAAUUAGCUAAAAAAAAUUAAUUAAGAUAUAAACUAAAAUAAUGAAUUAACCUAAGAAUACUUGACAAAUGAGACUUAAACAAAUACAAAAUUUAUUGAAAAAAAUUUAACAGAAUUAAGAAGAAAUUCUUUAAACAAGUAGAUUGAGAAUUUUUAGAUUCCUGAGCAAAACCAAAUAGAAUAAAAGCUAAACAAAAGUUAAUUAAAUAAUUCAGCUCUUAAUUUAAGCAGCGAAUAAUUUGAUUAAUCUUAAAUCUCUCCAUAAAAUUAAUAAGUUGUGCUAGAUAACAGGCUAAAAGAAAGAACUUCUUCUUAAGAAAGUGGGAUUCAACGAUUUUUGAAUUCUUCUUAGAUAAAUUUAUUUAGCUUUAAAAAUACUCUCAAUCCAAAUGAUUAUAAUGGUCUUUCAAUAGCAAGUGAAGUUUAAUAAAACCCGAGAAAUUAUAGAUCUAACUCCUCUUAUGAUGGUUUUGCUCGUGCUUCAUCUAGUUAAGCUAAUUACAAUACUUUAAAUUAUAAUUAACAAUAUCAACAACCUCAAUAGUAGUAACCAUCUAAUUGUUUUUUAUAGAGCCAAGUUAGUUAUUAGCCUUGCAUUAGCUAAUAGCAAGCAUAAUAAAUAAUUAACCAGCCUAAAAGAUUUAAUAAUAAUAAUAAUUAUAAUGAAAAUAAUUUAAAUAGUAGUGUUAAUUACAAUCACUAAUCAGAAUUAGAAAAUUAAUAAGUUUUACAGGAAAGGAAUAUUUUAAAUUAGUUUAAUUAUUAAGCUUAAGAUAAAUUUGGUAGAAAGAAUAGCGAUACAUCAUAUUUUAACAAAAAUCAAAAAAUAAUGUAAAAGCAAUACAUUCCAUCAACAUUAUACUCUUAAAAAUUAAAUUCUAACAAAGAAAAUAGCUACUAACUUCUAAAUUAAACAUAUGAUUAUUUAACGAAUGUUAGGAGCUCUUCACCUUUAAACACAUCUGUUAAUAAUAUAAAAAAUACUAUAAAUUAAUAAAAUUAUUAUUCUACUAAUGAAAAACCAAUUUAAAAUAAUAUUGGAAAACUUAGAUAUGCUAUUCCUAGUACAAUUAACCAUAAUAACCACUAACUUCCAUUAACUAGCUUUUGCAAGUAAUUUAAAUGA
Messenger RNA from Tetrahymena thermophila SB210, 3063 nucleotides. RefSeq lists its product as hypothetical. Lineage: Eukaryota; Ciliophora; Oligohymenophorea; Hymenostomatida; Tetrahymenidae. The record is from RefSeq and is a predicted model, not a curated record. The transcript is spliced from 7 exons.